GGGUUAUCUGGCACGACAGCGGGCACCGGGUCAUCUGGCAGAAUAGCGGGCACAGAGUCAUCUGGCAGAAUAGCGGGCACCGGGUCACUAAGCUUGACAGCGGGCACCGAGUCAUCUGGCAAGACAGUGGGCACCGAGUCAUCUGGCAGGACAGUGGGCACCGGUCACCAAGCUCGACAACGGGCACCGGGUCAUCUGACACGACAGUGGGCACCGGGUCAUCUGGCACGUCAGUGGGCACCGGGUCAUCUGGCAGAACAGCGGGCACCGGGUCACCAAGCUCGACAGCGGGCACCGAGUCAUCUGGCAAGACAGCGGGCACAGAGUCAUCUGGCAAGACAGCGGGCACCAAGUCACCAAUCUCGACAGCGGGCACCGAGUCAUCUGGAAAGACAGCAGGCACCGAGUCAUCUGGCAAGACAGCGGGCACCGAGUCACCAAGCUCGACAGCGGGCACCGAGUCACCUGGCACGACAGCGGGCAAUGAGUCAUCUGGCACGACAGCGGGCACCGAGUCAUCUGGCACAACAGCGGGCACCGAGUCAUCUGGCACGACAGCGGUCGUCAGGCUGGACCGCGGGCACCGGGUCAUCAGGCUGGAUCGGGUCAUCAGGCUGGAUCGGGUCAUCAGGCAGGAUCGGGCAUCCGAGCAUCAGGCUGAACAGCGGGCACCGUGGCACCAGGCUGGACAACGGACCGCAGGCUGACUGGUUUGGAUACUGACAGGA
Molecule: messenger RNA, 728 nt
Organism: Staurois parvus
Lineage: Eukaryota; Metazoa; Chordata; Amphibia; Anura; Ranidae
Source: the annotation of a GenBank genome assembly